Messenger RNA from Hippocampus zosterae (dwarf seahorse), 1346 nucleotides. RefSeq names its product gastrula zinc finger protein XlCGF17.1-like. The record is from RefSeq and is a predicted model, not a curated record. Gene Ontology annotation, biological process: regulation of transcription by RNA polymerase II. Gene Ontology annotation, cellular component: nucleus. Lineage: Eukaryota; Metazoa; Chordata; Actinopteri; Syngnathiformes; Syngnathidae. The transcript is spliced from 2 exons. Bases 38 to 1012 code for a protein of 324 amino acids. Gene Ontology annotation, molecular function: DNA-binding transcription factor activity, RNA polymerase II-specific; RNA polymerase II cis-regulatory region sequence-specific DNA binding.
CGUCAGAUGACUUCCUGGUUGCAAUUUGUCGACCUUGAUGGUCGGGGAGCCACUGAUCGAUUGGUGCUUCAAAAAAACCAACGAAAUGGACAAACAUCGGCCUUUAGCUUCACGUUUGGAGUGCAAUUCCAAAGUUGAAGUGUUGCCGUCAGAUGUGCUGAAAGUCAUCGUGGGGGAAGACCGUCAGAGGGAGUGGAGCUCCCGGCAGUACUGGGAGGUACCCUGCGUUAAAGAGGAGGAGGAGGAAGACACCGUUGACGAAUUUCCCAACCAUAGAGACCAAAGCGACUCGGACGAGCAAGCCGACUCCGAUCACCGUGACUCGGAAGCGGAUGCCGGCAAAAAGCGCUUGAGCUGCUCGCAGUGCCGCCAGAGCUUCGACAACAAGUACCGGCUGGUGCACCACACCAGGACGCACACGGGCGAGCUAAUCAUCUGCGCCGUGUGCGGCAAAAACUUCUCCAGCAAGAGCAACCUGCGCACGCACAUGAGGACACACUCUGGGGAGAAACCCUUCACUUGCUUUGUGUGCGGCAAGGGUUUCUCCGUCAAGAGGUAUCUGGUGUCCCACAUGCGGACUCACACCGGAGAGAAACCUUACUCCUGCUCCGUUUGCGGCUCGGGCUUCAGCUACCGCAUGUCGCUGGUUCUCCACAUGAGAACGCACACUGGGGAGAAACCCUUUUCCUGCUCCGUUUGCAGCAAACGCUUUUGCCAGAAAGGACAGCUGAGAGCGCAUACCAGGACCCACACCGGGGAGAAACCCUUCCCCUGCUCCUUUUGCGGAAAGACUUUUUCCGAGCGCGGACACAUGAUCUCGCACGUGAGGUCGCACACGGGGGAGAAACCGCACCCGUGCUUACUGUGUGGCAAAACCUUCGCUACCAAGAGGAAUGUGACUGUCCAUGCCAGGACUCAUACCGGCGAGACGCCAUUCGGCUGCAGCCUUUGUCACAAGAGAUUCCCAUACAAGUAUCAGAUCACAAGACACAAGUGCACUGACACGCAGUAGCCAAGCCAGAGGGUUCUGUGAAAAUCCCAUCCCAGAGAGCGGGUAAAACUGGCAAAUGUUGCGUGUGUAAUUCCUGUCUUUAAUGUUUAUUCAUUAUAUACAUUAAAAAAAAAAAAUUGGCCAAUUAACUGGUUUGGGGAAUUUUCAGAUGCCAAAUAUUGGAAAUGGACCACCAAAGAAUCCAUAUCGGUCAGGCCUAAGUUGUAAGGCGCCAAAAACGCCUGAUAUUGAUGCACUUGCGAAGUUUAAAGGAUGCUAAAUUUAACGAGGCAGUGAAAGAAGCGAUGUCACGAAAAAUGUCAUACUGCCAACAAUAAAGGUCUAUGAAAAUGAA